Messenger RNA from Mauremys reevesii (Reeves's turtle), 1463 nucleotides. RefSeq names its product intraflagellar transport 57 (gene IFT57). Gene Ontology annotation, cellular component: intraciliary transport particle B; Golgi apparatus; centrosome. The record is from RefSeq and is a predicted model, not a curated record. Gene Ontology annotation, biological process: intraciliary transport; non-motile cilium assembly. Lineage: Eukaryota; Metazoa; Chordata; Testudines; Geoemydidae. Bases 1 to 1254 code for a protein of 417 amino acids. The transcript has 11 exons.
AUGGCGGAGGAGGCCGCUGCCGGCGGCGGCGGCGCCCAGGAGCUGGAGGCGGCGGAGCGGGGCCCGGGCGCGGCCUAUCACAUGUUUGCGAUGAUGGAGGAUCUGCUGGAGAAGCUGAAGCUGCUGAACUACGAAGAGGAGGCGCUGCGGCGCCACCACCUGCGGCCCCUGUCCAGGCACUACUUUGCAUUGCCCACUAAUCCCGGCGAGCAGUUCUACAUGUUUUGCACUCUUGCUGCUUGGCUGAUUACUAAAGCAGGACAUCCCUUUGAACAGCCCCAAGAAUAUGAUGACCCCAAUGCAACAAUAUCAAACAUACUCUCAGAGUUGCGAUCAUUGGGGAGGUCUGUGGAUUUUCCUCCUUCAAAGUUAAAGGCAGGUUAUGGAGAGCAAGCAUGUUAUGUUCUUGAUUGUUUAGCUGAAGAAGCCUUGAAACAUACUGACUUUAGCUGGAAAAGACCAGCAUACCCAACAGAGGAGCUAGAAGAAGAAGCAAUAACAGAAGAUGAUGCGGAAUUGACACUUAAUAAACUGGAGGAAGAAAUUGAGGAAGAAGAGACAGACAACGAAGAGAACUUUAUUGAUCUGAAUGUUCUAAAGGCACAAACCUAUAGAUCGGAUAUGAAUGAAUCUACAAAACAAGAAGAAAUUUUAGAGUCCACAACAGAUGCAGCAGAGUGGAACCUGGAAGUGGAACGUGUUCUGCCACAACUGAAAGUUACAAUCAGAACUGACAAUAAGGAUUGGAGAAUCCACGUAGAUCAAAUGCAUCAGCACAAAGAUGGAAUCGAAUCUGCUUUAAAAGAGACUAGGGGUUACCUUGACAAACUUCAUAAUGAAAUCAGUAGGACCCUCGAAAAGGUCAACAGUCGGGAAAAGUACCUCAACAAUCAGUUGGAGCAUUUGGUUCAGGAAUAUCGUACGGCACAAGCCCAGCUGAGUGAGGCCAAAGAGAAAUACCAACAGGGAAGUGGAGGAGUAACGGAAAGGACUAGAACUCUUUCUGAGAUUACUGAAGUGUUAGAAAAAGUAAAGCAGGAAAUGGAAGAGAAGGGAAGCAGUAUGACCGAUGGAGCUCCUUUAGUAAAAAUUAAGCAGGCCUUAACCAAACUGAAGCAGGAAACAGUUCAGAUGGACAUAAGGAUUGGUGUAGUGGAACACACGUUACUCCAGUCGAAGCUGAAGGAGAAAUCAAAUAUGACUAGAGAUAUGCAUGCAACUAUGAUUCCUGAAACUACAAUAGGCGCCUAUUAAAGUUGCUUGGAAUGUACUUGUAUUUCAGACAAAAAAAAUUUUAUAACUUGUUAUUGUACAAUAUGCUUGUCAUGCAUUUUAGGGUGCUGCAGAUGUGUGCAUAGCACUUUAGGCUCUAUAAAUGGAACCAGGCUGAAUUUUGUGACUUAAAAGCUUUCAAACUUAUUGCAAGUCUUUUAUAAAUACAUUAAUAAAUUCUCAUUAACUAA